Molecule: messenger RNA, 693 nt
Organism: Kluyveromyces lactis
Lineage: Eukaryota; Fungi; Ascomycota; Saccharomycetes; Saccharomycetales; Saccharomycetaceae
Exons: 1
Coding region: 1-693 (230 amino acids)
Source: RefSeq, a predicted model, not a curated record
AUGACUGUAUUGACUACAACUUUCAAAUACUUGUUUUAUGCAUAUCUGUUAUCGACUUAUAAGUCGUUACCGGGUGCUUAUUAUAUCCGGUUCUGGUUCUAUGUGAUUAGAAACCUGUUCGUACCUGCUGUAACUGGCAAGAAUACCAACAACAUCAAGACGCUGCAAAAUGACAAGUACGGGGUUUUCCGUCAUACUACAUUGUCGACAUAUUGCUCAUGGUUUGAAAUCGAUGGAUAUUUUCAUAAGAGUAAUAGUACCUAUUUCGAGGAAUUGGAUAUUGCAAGGACAGAUCUGAUGACAAAAGUAUUCCAAAAACUUUUCCUUACCUCGAAGAGAUAUCCUUACUUGCCAGUCGCUGAGACAUCUUCCUGUUUCUUUAAGGAUAUUGCUCCUCUUCAAAAAUAUCAAAUUCAAUCCAAUGUGCUAUGUUGGGACAAAAAAUGGCUUUACAUCUUAUCCAAAUUCACAGUGAAUAAUGGAUCUACGUUAGUGUCCUUGGCAUUGACUAGAUAUGUCUUUAAGGAUGGCAGAAGAACGAUGAAACCGGCAGACGUUUUGGAAAUUUGCGGAUUGUACAACGAAGAAGUCGAAAAGAUAUCUGCUGAAAAUCUCUUGAGUAUGGGAGAACACAACGGUUUCGAAAAUAUUCAAAAGUUGUUAGAACUAAAUGGCAAUUAUGGUAAGUUAUGA